Messenger RNA from Populus trichocarpa (black cottonwood), 1045 nucleotides. Its product is annotated as light-harvesting complex-like protein 3 isotype 1, chloroplastic. NCBI's taxonomy places the organism in Eukaryota, Viridiplantae, Streptophyta, Magnoliopsida, Malpighiales, Salicaceae. The coding region runs from base 99 to 872 and encodes 257 amino acids. The record is from RefSeq and is a predicted model, not a curated record. The transcript has 3 exons.
GAUAACUAGAUCAAACGUAUCCAUGAACUGACACAAACACAAGCUCUAGCUCAGGCUCAAACUCCAUAAACCAAAAAAAGAAGACAAUCUCCAUAUCAAUGUCUUUGUUCCCUCCGCCACUAACUCGCCUUCCACUCUCCUUCUCUUCCAAGCACCAUAUCAUUUUCAAACCCACACUCUCUCUCAGACCCACAAGCCCUCCUUUUCUCCUCUCCACUUCCAAGGCCUCUACAGACGAUGGAGGAGCUGGAGUUUCAGCCUCUUCCGCCACUGUAGAAGAACCAAAAUUGGAGCAGAAGGCACCAGAUUCUUCUGAAUCAGUUCCUGUGGCUGAGAAGAACUCUAAUGGAGCUGUGGCUCCUGGUGGAGGGGUGGAGGUUGAAGUGAGUAAAUUUGAGGACCCCAGGUGGAUUUCAGGGACUUGGGACUUGAAGCAGUUUGAGAAAGAUGGGAAAACUGAUUGGGAUGCUGUUAUUGAUGCUGAGGUUAGGAGGAGAAAAUGGCUCGAGGGUAACCCAGAAUCAUCAAGUAAUGAUGACCCUGUUGUUUUUGACACCUCAAUAAUACCAUGGUGGGCAUGGAUGAAAAGAUUCCAUCUGCCUGAAGCAGAACUUCUCAAUGGCCGUGCUGCAAUGAUUGGGUUCUUCAUGGCUUACCUGGUUGAUAGCUUGACUGGUGUUGGUGUCGUUGAUCAGAUGGGCAACUUCUUCUGCAAAACUCUAUUGUUUGUAGCUGUGGUAGGAGUACUUUUAAUACGAAAGAAUGAGGAUUUAGAAACCAUAAAAACAUUGCUGGAGGAGACAACCUUCUAUGACAGGCAAUGGCAAGCAACCUGGCAGGAUGAGACAUCUUCCAUCCCUAAAAAUGAGUAGCUACAAGGCAAAUUCAACCUUUGCUUGUGUAAUGAUUUCUCGUGUACUGUUGUAAUUUCGCUUGAUAAGAGUGAAAUUUUCGUUGUAAUGCAGGUUUCCUUGUAGUUCAAAUGCACAGAACUAUGCUUUUUUCUUGAAUAUUUGUGCAAUGAUACCUGAAUCUUUUUUAGCCA